Molecule: messenger RNA, 2367 nt
Organism: Kwoniella shivajii
Lineage: Eukaryota; Fungi; Basidiomycota; Tremellomycetes; Tremellales; Cryptococcaceae
Exons: 6
Coding region: 1-2367 (788 amino acids)
Molecular function (GO): protein binding
Source: RefSeq, a predicted model, not a curated record
AUGGCUCUUCCACCUUCUUCAGCACCCUCCAAUAUGACCUCCUUCCCUGUCGCCUCUUCUUCAAGGACGAACGGUCACACACACGCAUAUCCUUUCCCUCAAGAAGAAACGGAGCUUGAUGUUAUACCAACAAGAGCUGGUAGAAAAUUGUGCGUGAGGCAUAAGCAAAUGGCUAACCAGAACGUCAAUGAGAAAUUGCAACGAUCUCUUGAUAAUCUCAAUCAAUCAGAAAGAGCAGCAAUAACCUCAAUGUGGUCAACUUUCUCCAAUGCACCGCAUGGGAAAAGAAAGCUUAUAUUGGAAGGUAUUCUCACAAUGUGCUGCUUCUCUCAACUUUCACAUCUUUCCGACUCGCUGAACCAAAUCAUCCGUAUUGAUCCCUUCUCCCUUCUUCCCCGAGAAACCUCACUUCGUAUUCUUGGUUAUCUUGACGCUUUCUCCCUUGGUCGAGCAGCACAAGUCAGCAAAUCCUGGAAAGCUCUUGCCGACGACGAUCUACUCUGGAGGAGAAUGUGUGGACAACAUAUUGAUCGAAAAUGCGAGAAAUGCGGUUGGGGAUUACCGCUGUUAGAGAGAAAACGUUUAAGAGUGGAAUUGAUCGAUCGUAGUCCUGCUACAUUGGUAGAACACGAUCAUGAACAUGAACAUGAUCACGAUCACAACCACAACCACAAUCAUGAUCAUCCAGGACCGUCUCGAGUCGUCACCCGGAAUGAUGUCCUAUCAGGAAACGCAGAGGGUUUUGGAGCUGUAGGAUUGAAAUCUUGCGAUAUGCCAGCAAACAACAUCCCCCCUUCUUUCGGGAGUAAACGAAGCGCUCCCUCAACACCGGAAGUAUCAAUCUCGAAGAAACCUAAAGUGAAAGAUAGCGAUACGGAGGAGGAGAUCUUAGCACACGCGACAACAAAUGGUCAUCUCACAAGGGAAUCUAGGUUGACGAGACCUUGGAAGACUGUUUAUUGUGAAAGAUUAAUGGUAGAAAGGAAUUGGAGAAAAGGAAGGUUCAAUCACAGACUGUUAAGAGGUCAUACCGAUGGUGUAAUGUGUCUUCAAUAUCACACCGCCCUUACCAACCCCUCAUACCCUGUCCUUAUCACAGGUUCUUAUGACCGAACUGUGAAAGUGUGGAACCUUGAUACUGGUGAAGAAGUUCGAACGCUAACAGGCCACACUCGAGCUGUUCGAGCUCUUCAAUUCGAUCAAAUGCUCCUUUUUACUGGUGCCAUGGACGGUACAGUACGAAUGUGGAACUGGAGAGCUGGAGAAUGUUUGCGGGUUAUGGAUGGUCAUACCGACGGUGUCAUCUGUUUGAAUUAUAACGGCUAUCUACUCGCAUCCGGAUCUGCCGACACAACAAUUCAAGUGUGGAAUUUCAGAUCAGGCAAUAAAUUCGUUCUCAGAGGACACGAGGAAUGGGUCAACAGCGUUGUAUUAUGGGACGGUAAAUCUUCACCCUCAGAUAUCGAUCCUACCUUGCCCCCAAGCUUCACUCAAGCUGUUUCCAGCCGUUGCUCGAAAGCCAAAUCACCAGGCUUGGCCGGCGAUAAUGAACCAUACCCUCCUAACAUCGACGUCGGAGCGAUGCUUUUCUCUUCUUCCGAUGAUGGCACAAUCAAGCUCUGGGAUCUUACCGAGGCGACCUGUAUCAGGACUUUCGACGGUCAUAAAGCGCAAGUACAAAGCAUCAAAAUCUUGAUGGUCGAUAUGUCUGAAGAGGAAAUCGCUGCUCGAGACAGAAAACAAAGAAGACAAAUUACUCCUCCAUCCAACUCAUCUUUCUCAUCAGGAAACCAAUAUGGCUCACCACCACAUUCAUCAAUUGAUGUAACCUCUCUCGAUGCGCCGGAAGGCUUUGAUCCGGUUGAACAUCGCGGUCGAGCCCGAGAUGUCGCCAUCAAGCCCAGGGUCUACGUCCAUUCACCCGACGGAGGAAAGAAGGGACCUGAAAGAGAUAGAUCGAGAGGAAGGGAGAAGAAAGCCAUUCUUGCCAGUGGAUCUCUGGAUGGUACAGUCAAGGUGUGGGAUGUCGACAGUGGAAAAGAACAGUCAACAUUAUUUGGACAUAUCGAAGGCGUCUGGUCGGUUGAUAUCGACGCGUUGAGGUUGGCCUCUGCUUCCCAUGAUCGAACAAUCAAGGUAUGGGAUAGAGAAUCGGGUCAAUGCGUUCAAACUCUGGUUGGACAUAGAGGAGCAGUAACUUCCCUUCAAUUGAGUGACGAUAUGAUCGUGUCUGGAUCAGAUGAUGGUGAUGUCAUGAUAUGGAACUUUGCGCCAAAUUCCAGUGGUUCCAAUUCCAACAAUAACGGUACCACCACCAACGGCAAUUCAACUCCACAACAAGGAAACAUCACUCCUAUACUAGAGUAA